Molecule: messenger RNA, 1602 nt
Organism: Penicillium taxi
Lineage: Eukaryota; Fungi; Ascomycota; Eurotiomycetes; Eurotiales; Aspergillaceae
Exons: 1
Coding region: 1-1602 (533 amino acids)
Biological process (GO): transmembrane transport
Molecular function (GO): transmembrane transporter activity
Source: RefSeq, a predicted model, not a curated record
AUGGCCGACUUGGACUUGGAUCUCCCGGGUACUGAGAGACUCAUCUCUGAUAGCGAGAUCACUCUCAUUCCUACACCAACCAAUUCCCCCGAUGACCCACUGAACUGGAGUGCUCUACGUCGGUAUUGGAACGCUUCAAUAGUCUUGUUUAUCGUUGCAUUUACCGCUGCCACCUCAAACGAUGCUGGAACCGCUGGAAAUGGCAUGACCGUCGAGCUUAACAUCAGCUGGGACAAUAUUAACGUCGCUGCCGGUGUCUUAUUCGUCGGAAUAGGUUAUUGCACUUUGUUGAUGAGUCCUGCGCCUUUCUUGUAUGGUCGUCGAAGUAGUUAUCUCAUAUGCCUGCUCUUCUCCAUCGGCGGCUCGAUCUGGUUUGCCCGCAUCAGGACUGUCCAGGAUAAUAUCUGGAAUCAGCUUUUCGUCGGCGCCUCUGAGUCCUGUGCUGAAGCUGUCGCUCAACAGUCGCUAAGCGAUGUCUUCUUUCAACAUAACCGCGGUUUCGUUCUAGGUGUGUAUAUCCUCGCUACCAGUGUGGGCACCUUUUGUGGCCCGUUGGUUGCCAGCUUCAUCACUGAUAGCGAUGUCCUGGGUUGGAGAUGGAACGGCUGGUUGGCUGCCAUCAUCUCGGGUGCCCUGAUCGUCAUAGUGUACUUCGGAAUGGAGGAGACUUACUUUGAUCGACACGCCGUCAUCUCAGGAGUCCCCGGCGAUGUGUCUCCCUCCGGUGCCCGCGCCGGUUCCAUGAACGAGAAGAUUGGGACUGAGGUGAAGUUGCCAUCCACCAUAUCUGCGCGAGGCGCCGAUGUAGAGUCCGGCGUGCCAAAACGCAAGUCGUAUUGGCAACGCAUUGCUCUGAUCACUCCCUCCCCGACAUUGGUUGGAACAGGCUUCAAGCAGUACUGUGCCCGUCUGUGGUACACCCUCCGCAUCUUCGGCUUCCCCGCUGUGCUCUACUCCGGCCUGCAGUGGGGUGCUCAAGAUGCCUGGUUGACCUUCUAUCUCACCGUCGAGGAGGACAAUUGGUACGACGCACCCUGGAACUACAGCGAUGCCGCCGUGGGCGUUAUGAACGUCCCGACUCUUAUUGGUGCAGUCAUCGGUUGUAUCUACGGUGGUUGGUUCUCCGACUGGUUCGUCAAGUGGAUGGCCCGGCGCAAAGGCGGCAUCAUGGAGGCCGAGGACCGUCUGUGGUUGAUGUUCCCCGUCGCAUUCAUCGGCCCCGCCGGUAUGAUGAUGUUCGGCAUCGGCUCUAACAACGGUAUGUCAUGGCCAGUGCCGUACGUGGGAUUGGGUUUCAUCGGGUUCGGAUGGGGCUGCGCAGGCGAUCUCAGCAUGGCGUAUCUCAUGGACGCAUAUCCAGAGAUGGUCCUAGAGGGAAUGGUCGGAGUCUCUGUCAUCAACAACACUAUCGGAUGCAUCUUCACCUUCUCCGCUGGAUACUGGAUGGAUGCACAGACUCUGACACAGGUAUUUGUGGCCAUUGGUUGUUUGAGCUUCGGGUUUAUCAUGACCACUGCUCCGAUGAUCUACUGGGGCAAGAAGUGUCGCCGCAUGACUCGCAAGCGUUAUGAGGAAUUCCUUCGUCUUCGAGAUGGAUGUUAG